Molecule: messenger RNA, 878 nt
Organism: Medioppia subpectinata
Lineage: Eukaryota; Metazoa; Arthropoda; Arachnida; Sarcoptiformes; Oppiidae
Source: the annotation of a GenBank genome assembly
UGACGGAUGUCUUAUUCAACGCCAACUCAUCCAUCAAUUUCUACAUGUUUUUUGGCGGCACUAACUUUGGGUUCAUGAAUGGCGACCGAGUGGUGACCAGUUAUGAUUACGACGCCCCUCUUUCCGAGACAGGCAAUUAUACGGCAAAGUAUUGGAAAACUAAAGAAUUGGUGGAAAAGUUUGUCAAAGAGAGAGGUUUACCACAACUAUUGAUACCCAAACCCCCGGAGUAUCUGAAACCCAAGGCUUACGGAAAGGUUAAAGUCGUUGACUAUCUGUCUCUGGAGGACGUGUUGAGCAAAAUCAAGCCAAUCGUCACCCAAAAGCCAACGCAUAUGGAGUUAUUGAAUUUGGGUGACAAUCAUGGUCAACAUUUUGGGUUCAUUAACUAUAGGCUCGCAAAUUUGCAAAAAUUUAAACACUUGAAACUAACCGGUGGUGUAUCGGAUCGGGCGGUAAUACUUAUUGACCACAAAGAGGUGGUAACCAUAGAGACUAAUAAAGACUACGAACUGAACGUAACUGACUCUCAAUUCGCGAAUACAACGACCCAUACGUUGGAUAUUAUUGUGGAAAACAUGGGUCGUGUGAACGGCGGCGCAGAAAUGAAUUCCGCCCGAAAGGGUCUGAAUGGAGACGUGACUAUUGAUGGGAAAAUAGGGUCAAAAUUCGAGACAUUUCCCAUUGAAUUGAAACAACAAUUUGUUCAACAAAUGCAUGAAUUGAAGGGAAAGCCAUUCGUUGAGGGCAUCAAAAGUCCAUCACUUUAUAGGUUAUCAUUGGAUAUAAAGGAGAGUCCGAGCGAUACGUUUGUCCGAUUGGACGGCUGGACGAAAGGCAAUGUGUUUGUCAAUGGCUUCAAUGCGGGCCGUUAUUAC